This is a messenger RNA of Eutrema salsugineum, 1288 nucleotides long. RefSeq names its product transcription repressor OFP4. Lineage: Eukaryota; Viridiplantae; Streptophyta; Magnoliopsida; Brassicales; Brassicaceae. The transcript has a single exon. Gene Ontology annotation, molecular function: DNA binding. Bases 203 to 1144 code for a protein of 313 amino acids. Gene Ontology annotation, biological process: negative regulation of DNA-templated transcription. The record is from RefSeq and is a predicted model, not a curated record.
AACCGAAAUGGGUUUGGACCGUUUGGUACAAACAACAGACAUUCUACGAAGUGGACCCUAGUUUUGUUCUUACAUUGUACUUCCCCCAAUUUUCACUUUCUCCUCUCUUUUAUCUGUCACAUAGAAACUCUUCAACUGCGGCAAACUCUACUGAUUUUUCUCUCUUUUCUAUGAGAAAAUCCCAAACCUUUUUGAAACAGAGAUGAGGAACUAUAAGUUCAGAUUUUCAGCUAUGAUCCCAAGUGAAUGGUUCCACAAGCUCAAGAACAUGACCAAACCAAGAAAAAAGCACCCUCCUCCUGAUUUGUUAAACACUACCAAGAAGAAAAAACAGUUCUCUGAGUUUAACUCUUUUCCUCACUCUUCAAACUCUUAUCACUCCAAUAAAUCCCACACUUCCUUAGAAUCUAAGAGCCUUCAGAUAUCACCAAGAAACUCUCUUCACAUGAUACAGAGCAAACGAAAGACUGUUUACAAGCCAUCACCUCCUUCCUCUUCUUCUUCUUCUGUAUCUGCAGGUUUUAACAAGAAGAAGAUCAAAUUUAUUCCGAAACAAGAUUCUUCCUCUGCCUCUUCCAACUUGAAACUCAGUUCUUCUGCUGAUGAUAUCAUCAUCGACACGAAGAACAGAGAUUUCAAGAAGAAAAUGUUCAAAGAGAUCAAGGUGAUUGAUUCAACGGAUGAAGCCUGCAGUGCAAGUAAAAGAUCGCGUAAAACCCAUCAUCUAUCUGUGAAGGUUAACAAUAAAGAGAAAGAAAAAGAAGAAGAUGCUUGUAGAAUCCAGAAGAAACAUCAGAAAUCAUUAGUUUCUAGUGGAAGAAGAUCAUCAGCAAACUCUCCAAGGAUAAAACUCAGAGUGACUUCUCCUAAAAUUCAUGUAUCAGCGCGUAGAAGCAAAUCGAGAUUGCAGAGCAAACAAGUUCUUGACAGUUUUGCAGUAAUCAAGAGUUCUGUUGAUCCCAAUAAGGAUUUCAGAGAAUCAAUGGUUGAGAUGAUUGAAGAGAAUGACAUCAGAGAUUCACAAGACAUGGAGGAUCUUCUAGCAUGUUACCUUUCAUUGAAUCCUAAGGAGUAUCAUGAUCUUAUCUUCAAGGUGUUCGUUCAAGUCUGGCUUGAAGUCAUAAAAUCUAAAUUUUCAUCUUAAGUAGAAACGUAUGUAAUAAUUGUUAAUUCUCUGUUAAAAAUAGUAGAACUUUUUGAUAUAAUUGUCAAUUGUGUGGAGAUUAUCUGUGCAAGACAAGUUUUGUUUUUCUUUGUUUUUUGCUGGAUAAUAAAGUAAAUAAGAUAG